GCUCCACGGCGUUGCGUUGCCUUGGGGACGCUGGAACUCACAUGCACAGUUGCCCGGGACACGGCGGAGUGUUGCAGUUCAAAGCAGUGGAUACAUUUCCCCACCGAGUGAGUGGCAACUCCGGCCGCUUCCCGCAACGCUUCCCCCCCCGGGCCCCUGCAGUCCCAAAUGUAACACUAAUCGGCCAGUUGGAGAAGUAUUUUGCCCUUGCCCUCUCUCCCCUACCUCUGUGUCUCACUUCUCCCCGGUCCCCGGUCCCCAGUCCCUCCAACGCUGGCUAUGGCAGCGGCCAAGCCGAGCUUUCUGUCGCAGCCGGCGGUGAAGAGUGUGCGGGUUUACCGCAACGGGGACCCCUUCUUCGCCGGCAGAAAGUUCGUGAUCAACGAGCGGCGGAUGUCCACGUUCGAGGCGUUCCUCAAGGAGGUGACCAACGGGCUGGAGCCGCCGUUCGGCGCCGUCCGCAACAUCUACACACCGCUGCAGGGACACCGCGUUUACCAGCUGCAGGAGCUGGACAGCGGCAAGCAGUACGUGGCGGGAGGCAAGGAGAAGUUCAAGAAACUCGAUUAUAUUCAGAUUGGAAUAAAGAAGACAAAGCCACUGCCAAAAGAUGGACUGAUCAGGCCUGUUGCCCACAGUCGGAUAAUAGCAUCAGCAAGAUUUCGGAAGUAUACACAAGAGCCAUGCAUUAUUUGUGUGAUUGCAAAUGGAGACCUCUUGAGUCCAGCAAUCCGGCUGCUCAUCCCAAAGAGAGUGCUGGGCCAGUGGGAACAAGUGCUCGCCAUUAUCACGGAGAAAGUGAACCUCAGGACCGGUGCUGUAAGAAGGCUUCACACCCUGGAUGGCAGGUCCGUCAAUGACGGCUCAGAACUUGAGAAUGGAGGAUACUAUGUUGCCGUGGGUAGAGAUAAAUUUAAGAAGUUACCCUACAACGAACUUAUUUUCGAUAAAUCAUAUCCAAGAAGGACAAACAGAUCCAAGGCUGCAUCACUUCCUCCAAUCCCAGGCUCCAAGAAGAAUAAAGAAAAUGGAGAUCGGCAAAUCCGUUCCUCAGGGAUCGAAAGUGAAGUAUAUCCACUGAUGCUGUCACAAUCCCCAAAGAGGAAAGGAAAGAAGGAACAAGUCCUGGCCAAAGAAGAAUCCGUGUUCCAUGCAAAACCCGGCCAAGUGAAGCCUGACAAAAAUGGCAGUGGAAGCCCGAUGCUUAGCCCUGAAAACGUAAUGGUUAAAACUGAACUUUUAAUGAAAACCAUCCCUCGAAUGCGUCUCCUGGGCGAAGAUGUUGCAGAUGCCGUCAUUUAUUGUGUGGGCAUCAAAGCCCUUGGCUGA
Messenger RNA from Amblyraja radiata (thorny skate), 1329 nucleotides. Its product is annotated as doublecortin domain-containing protein 2. NCBI's taxonomy places the organism in Eukaryota, Metazoa, Chordata, Chondrichthyes, Rajiformes, Rajidae. The transcript has 8 exons. The coding region runs from base 280 to 1329 and encodes 349 amino acids. Gene Ontology annotation, cellular component: microtubule; axoneme; kinocilium. Gene Ontology annotation, biological process: intracellular signal transduction; dendrite morphogenesis; regulation of cilium assembly. The record is from RefSeq and is a predicted model, not a curated record.